This is a messenger RNA of Venturia canescens, 2009 nucleotides long. RefSeq lists its product as uncharacterized. NCBI's taxonomy places the organism in Eukaryota, Metazoa, Arthropoda, Insecta, Hymenoptera, Ichneumonidae. Bases 819 to 1928 code for a protein of 369 amino acids. The record is from RefSeq and is a predicted model, not a curated record. The transcript has 5 exons.
ACGUCAGACGUUGAUAAAAAAACCAGCAAUCCGUCGCGAUUAUCCAGUACAGAAUUCAAGAAGCUCUUCCAUCCUUUGUCAUUUUGCAUCAUAUUCGAAAUCGUUAUAUUCGUAUUAUAUUAUUAUUUUGAAAAUUAGCUUCGAAAUCGCAAAAUUUCACGAAACAUUUGGACCUAUGAGAGCAAUUAUCACGCAAGUUUUUAAUUAAUUUACGAAAUAUUUUCGUAAUAUGAUUCCGCCGUACACCAUUUUCUUCACCAUUUGAAAAGAUAACAACGAGAAACGAUACAAAAAAACUCACUUUUACCAGGACUGAUCAGGACGUUCUUGCACCAAAAGAAAUUAUUCAAGUUAAAUUAAAUUUAUCACGAUGUAGGGUUCGAAGGCAAAGAAAUUGAUAACAAAGUUUCGCAGAAUCAACAUAACUUUAUCGAUGAUUUUUACUUUAUCAAUAACUAAUAUAUAACUGUGCGUUGCAAUGGUCGAAAUAAAUCGACUUCUUGAUUCGUGUAUUAUGAUCAUUUGAUAAACUUAAAGAACUGCGAGCACCCUUUUUCGUAUAGUAUUUAAUUUUAUUUCUACACUGAUGGAUUAUUUCUGCUUAUAUUCCCAUAAAGUUCUAGCAAUCGCGAAAAUUCGAGAACAGAUGCGGACAAACAUACAGCGAUUGAACAUUGAAUAUAGGUUAGGUUGGUCUACAUAAAGUUCUUGCGUUCAAGCAGAGCGAGCAGAAGUUCAAGGCACAGCGGGCGUCGUAGUUACUUUUAAAAACUUUUGUCUAAAGGUAUUUCCAUCAUUUUGUUUGUGGCUACAUCAUUAUGUCUGAUAUAAAAGAUGUUAUCGCCCUACUUUGCAAGCAUUUGUAUCUCUCAACUGGUAUUUCGAUAAAACCGGAAUAUUUCGGAGCAGCGAAAUACAAUAAGGAAAACGAUGAAGCGGCUCAAAUUUUCUGGACAAUUUUACACAUUCUCGGUCGUCAUGCUGUUGUUAACGAUAUGGGAAUCGAUGACGUUAAUCGUUAUGACGAUGUUUACGCUACGAAACUAUUCUUCGCGUAUAUGCAAUAUCCAACCACAGAAUUUUACGCCCUUCCAGCCGAAAACAAGGGAAGUAAUUGUCGAGAAUUGUUGAUAGCCUUUGGCUGGCUAUUAGCAACGAAGAACGUCAUGAAUAUCGCUGUAAAAUCUAAACUAUUAACGAGUGCUUUUAGUCAUGAAUUCUCGCAAGAUUUUUCACCGGAAAAAAACGAGAAGCACGAAUCCCCACUUCGAGAAUCAAAAGCAGAGGCAAACAGAAUAAUUGAAAAAUGUGGUCGCAUAAAUCACAACAUCAAGGCGAUAUCAGAGUCGGCGCAAGAAAAGAUCGAAUUGAUGACAAAGAUUCACGCUGCAAGUUUGAACACUUGUGGUCUUCCUCAUCUGAGCGUUCACGAAGUAGCAUUGGCGAAAAAAUCGUUUGGCAAAAGUACUCCCGAUUACAGCAAGUCUGACGAGAAAUCACUCAAAGACUUGAAUUCGACGGCAACGAUGCUGGAGACUCAUAUGCGUUGGAUUAAAAAACAACACGUUUUUCACGACUGGAUGGUGACGGUUAUCGAGGAGAGUAAAAAAGAUUCGGUGAAACCGAGCGUACCGAAUCGAUGUGACGAAUUAUCAGACUUCGUAACGCUCUUGCGCCACGUGACGAAGAAAAAGUUGCAUUCUUUAAAAAACCGCGAGACAGAGCCGAGCGAAACUGGAAUAUUUAAAGAACCUUGCGUAUCGCGCUUUACGAGGAGUGUACAAGAACCAACGGAGACUAAAAUCUGGAUAGAAAAAACAUCCCAUCAAUUGUACAGCAUGGAGCUUGACAUAGAGUCCAAAAUGACCACAUUAACGACAGAAUUGCGAAAAAUAUUGGAAUCUAUUAAAAACUGUGUCGAGGUUUGAUCCGAUGUUAAACUGUCGUCUAUCGUAUGAGCAACGCUAUUUAUUUAAAUAAAUUAUGUACAACUUUGUUUCAUUCUCGCA